GAGUCCACGAUUUGAGUGCAAUUAGAUGAUGGGCAUGGCUCCACGAGAGUUGGUACCUAAUGCUGCAAUUUUUCCCAAUUCAUGAGCUCUGGUUGGAGUGAACCCUCCGAUUUAUCAGUCCUGAGAACAGAAUCGUGUGCUAAAAGCAGGAUGGCAGUGUGUGAAGCAUGGCAACUAGGCUUGAUAGAUGCUGAUGUGUGAAACGUGGCAACUUUUAUAAAUGAUAUUGCAGGUAAUUUAUCCUAAAUAGUCUCGGGGAGAAAGUUAUACUUUGCCUCCCUAACUUGAGGAGGCUUUUUUUUAAUCCAAUGACUUCGAGAAAACACAUACCAUCAGCACAUGAAGGACGUUCUGUACCAGGUCCUGCUUUCAUUCAUCAUGGUGCAUUGCCUGCUGGCCAUCGUCCGAUGGAACCACUUCCUCCUCCUGAGCUUUUAGAUAAUAGAUUGGCUGUUCAGGCAGCGGAAAUUGAGCAGCUUGCUGUGGAUAAUCAUAGGUUGGCAGCCUCCCAUGGGGCUUUGAGGCAGGAUCUUGUUGCUGCUCAGCAAGAAAUACAGAAGCUUGCAGAUCAUAUUAGAAGCAUGCAGACUGAGAGUGAUAUCCAGAUUCGUGUAUUAUUGGAAAAGAUAGCAAAAAUGGAAGUUGACAUCAGAGCUGGUGAGAGUGUAAAGAAGGACUUGCAGCAAGCACAUUCUGAGGCACGGAGCCUGGCAUUAGCUAGAAAAGAGCUGACUGCUCAAGUACAAAAGGCCAGUCAGGAGCUGGAGAAAGCCUGUGCUGAUGUCAAAAAAUUACCGGAAAUGAAUACUGAACUCGAUAGUUUAAGGAAAGAACAUCAAAGGUUACGAAUGACAUUUGAGUACGAAAAAGGUUUAAACAUAGCAAAAGUGGAAAAAAUGCGAAUCAUGGAGAAGGAAAUGGUGGGCAUGCAUGGAGAACUGGAAAGAUUGCGUGCCGAGGUGUUCAAUGUCGAGAAGAGAGCACAUGCUCCCUACACGUAUGGUGGACCCAACAUCAAUCCACAUACAUUCUACCCCCCUGCUGUACAUGGUAGUGGUGGAUAUGUUGAUAAUUAUGGAAGACCUGCUGUUCCGAUGGGUGCUGGGCCUAUAUCCCCGGGAAUGAUCCCGUAUGGUGGUUCCGUCACUGCAGGUGCUCCUGAUGGAGUUGGAGCUGUAGCAGGAGCUGUUACUGGGGCUGCUGGGAAUCCUUCAUGGACGGGAACAUAUGAUGCCUCGCAUGCUCGGAGGUGAAUGUAUCAGCCAAAACUGGAUCCUGGUGUCCCUUCGUAUGCAACUUAGUAGAAUCUUGUGUUGAUGAUUUACCAAAUACUAGCUUGUAGGCUUGUACUCGUUAACUCUGAGAAUUCCUUGUAAGUUAUCGUAACCUGUUUCAUGGCUUUAGCCAAAUUUUACUACAAGAAUUGUAGCAUGUUGUUAGCUUCUGUAUAAUAUAGCUUUCCUCUUUUAUUGUCCUUUUGCA
Molecule: messenger RNA, 1482 nt
Organism: Coffea eugenioides
Lineage: Eukaryota; Viridiplantae; Streptophyta; Magnoliopsida; Gentianales; Rubiaceae
Product: protein FLX-like 4
Exons: 5
Coding region: 309-1253 (314 amino acids)
Source: RefSeq, a predicted model, not a curated record